Messenger RNA from Numida meleagris (helmeted guineafowl), 1091 nucleotides. It is a transcript of the gene GADD45B, whose product is annotated as growth arrest and DNA damage inducible beta. Gene Ontology annotation, cellular component: cytoplasm; nucleus. The record is from RefSeq and is a predicted model, not a curated record. Lineage: Eukaryota; Metazoa; Chordata; Aves; Galliformes; Numididae. Gene Ontology annotation, biological process: regulation of cell cycle.
GAACGCGGGGCGACUCAGAGCGAUCGCGAAGCGGAGCAGAGCUGAGAUAUCGCGACAGAAGGGGGGGGGGUUGAUCCCGCCGGACCAUAUCGCGACAGAGACGCUGUGAUAGCGGCCGCUCCGCCGCUCGGAUUACCGCUCGUAGGGCUUCUGUCCCGUCCUUUGGAUUAUAUCGCGAUAUGACCCUGGAGGAACUGCUGCCGUGCGACAGCCGCAGGAUGCGCGCGGUGGGAGCGGCGGUGGAGCGGCUGCUGGCGGAGGCGCAGCGCAGCGCCCGGCUCAGCGUGGGGGUGUACGAGGCCGCCAAGCUCCUGAACGCGCCACGGACGAGGAGGACGAAGGGGACAUCGCGCUGCAGAUCCACUUCACCCUGAUCCAGGCGUUCUGCUGUGACAAUGACAUCCACAUCGUGCGCGUGGCCGGCAUGCGGCGCCUGGCGGCUGUGCUGGGGGACCCCGCGCCCGGCGCCGAACCCCGAGACCUCCACUGCCUCCUGGUCACGACCCCGCACGCGGACGCGUGGCAGAGCCACGGCUUGGCCGAGGUGGCCGAUUACUGCGCCGAGAGCCGCGACCGCAACCAGUGGGUGCCGGUGGUGCGGCUGCAGGAACGCUGAGCGGAGGGGACGGCGAGCGGAGCUGCGGGGAGCACGGAGCCGCCCCAGCGCCCCGAGCACCGAACGGGAUUUUUCUGUCCGACCGGAGAGGAACGGAGAGAGCGCCCGGAGCAGCGGUGGGCGCAGCCGUGGGGCCGUGCCCGAGCCCGGGGCGGCCGUGGGGCACGCGGGUCCCGUUUUGGGGGGUCCCAUUGGGGGGUCCCGGUGAGCGCCGGUGUGGAGCGCUCGGUCCCUUGGGUGACGGAGCUGAGGAUGGGUGCAGCCGGACUUUGGCCGGGGGCGGCGCAGCGCUGGUGACGUGGAUGGGGCCGGACUUGUGACGCUGUUUGGUUUGGUUUUUCUUUUUUGCACUCGAGCCACUGGGGAGACCCUGACCCAAACCCACACCCACGACAGAGUCUAUUCUUGUACCGAUGGCAGAACCACUUUUUGUUGUCGUUUUUCUUUUUUUUUUUUUUUUUCCUCCAAUAAAUUU